Acomys russatus (golden spiny mouse) is the source of this 382-nucleotide messenger RNA. RefSeq names its product prolactin releasing hormone (gene Prlh). The record is from RefSeq and is a predicted model, not a curated record. Gene Ontology annotation, biological process: response to peptide hormone; G protein-coupled receptor signaling pathway; feeding behavior. The transcript is spliced from 2 exons. Bases 119 to 382 code for a protein of 87 amino acids. NCBI's taxonomy places the organism in Eukaryota, Metazoa, Chordata, Mammalia, Rodentia, Muridae. Gene Ontology annotation, molecular function: neuropeptide hormone activity; prolactin-releasing peptide receptor binding.
ACACACAACUUAAGGUCCCUCCCAGCUUUGUGCAUACAUACAACUUACCCUUGCACCUCUACCCCAGGCCAUACCAUCCCCAGUGGGAUCCCAGGGCACCUUCCAGGAAGCCGGAAGCAUGGCAGUGAGGGCGUGGCUUCUUUGCUUGCUACUGCUGGCCUUAGUCCUCCCCGGAGCUUCCAGCCGAGCCCACCAGCACUCCAUGGAGACACGCACCCCUGACAUCAAUCCUGCCUGGUAUGCAGGCCGUGGGAUCAGGCCUGUGGGCCGCUUCGGCAGGAGGAGGGCAGCCCUGAGGGACAUCACCAAACCUGGCCCGAGGCGCCGCUGGCUAAGCUGCCUCCCGCUGGAUGGGGGUGCCAAGUUCUCUCAGCGUGGAUAA